CUCAAUUCAAUGGAAAACUCUUUAACCUAAUAGAUAAAAGCGCGGGAAAUUGUGUUUAUAAAAGUAAACAAAGUGAAUUUCUUUUUCAUUUCGUAAACUAUGAGCGAAAGAGACUUAAGCGAUGUCAACCGGAUUUUACAUUUUGCCAAGCUUACAGAGGAGGAAAUUCUUCCCACAUCUCAAGCCUUAUAUUUUGCCCCUGAAAACAUACAUAACAAUGAUUUUCGACUACUAGAGUUAAACAAUGACCUUCUAAAAGUAAUCGAAGAAAACAGACCGUUAUACAUUAAAGGAGAAGACAAUGAUGAGGUUGUUUUAUGUACCGAAGACUCCACAUUCCAUGUAACUGAAGCAGAGACUUCUAACAAUCUUCUCCUGGUAAGACCACUUAAGGUUAGUUCGGAUAUUACAGAAAACAGUGAGAGAACUGUAGAAACAGUUCAAAUUUGUAGCAUUUUUCAAGAGUACCUCGAGGCAGUGCCUGGGAGGCCUCAUUUACACAAACUCUACGAUCUGUUGAGUGAAACAACUUACAAAGGUCCAGAGUAUGAGUUUGAAUUAGGUGACAAAAAGUUAUACACCUUGGAAGAGCUUAAAGAUAUUGUACAAGCUUCGGAUAAAGAACUGGCCGAUGCACUAAAAACAAUGGAUUUAGUUGAAAUAGACGGGAAAAUUCGACAAAUAGAAUUUGAUUAUCACUUCAGAGUUCUUUCUUACAUGUUAAAAUUGAUAGAUGAAAAUUCUUGGGGUCUGGAUACUAUAGAUUUUGAUGAGACUUGCGAUACACUCAAAGACCUUGUUUCUGAAGAUGUUAUUAAGAGUUUAUUUGAAAAAUACACUGAAGAAUCUCAUGUUAUCGAUGGAAUACAACUGUACCGAUACAAAGAACAUAACAUAUGUCAGUUUUUUGCUAGGGUUUUGCUUAAGGAAGCUGGUAAAUUCAAUUUUGAGGACUUUGUGCAGGCCUGGAAGGAUUCAGUGCCAGAAGGAAUGGUACCUAGUGAAGAUAUGUUAUACGGUGUUGCAAUAAUUAAUAGGAAAUCAAGUCCAAGUGUUAUUUGGUCUUUCGAGGAGCAUACAUUGCCCGAUAAUGUGAUUGAGAGGUUUAAGAUAUUGUUUGAGGCUAAAGACAAGUGGACUGUGCCUGAAAUUUCACCUUAUAUCAAGCCUUUAACAACAAACAAACUAGACGUAAACGCUUUGCUGGCCAAACAUGCCAGAGCUUCCAAAAUCGAUGGAGUCAAAUACUAUUCAGCCAAACACGCAAAAUAAUUUGUCCUUUUCUGUCAAAUACUAAUUAUUUAUAACGUCUUCUCUAGGAGAUUCAUUGAUAAGCUCCAACUUUACCUAAAACAAACGUAAUAUAUUUAUUUAUACAAAUAA
Sitophilus oryzae (rice weevil) is the source of this 1383-nucleotide messenger RNA. Its product is annotated as sister chromatid cohesion protein DCC1. Gene Ontology annotation, biological process: maintenance of mitotic sister chromatid cohesion; mitotic sister chromatid cohesion. The record is from RefSeq and is a predicted model, not a curated record. Gene Ontology annotation, cellular component: chromatin; Ctf18 RFC-like complex; chromosome, centromeric region. Bases 100 to 1272 code for a protein of 390 amino acids. The transcript has 3 exons. Lineage: Eukaryota; Metazoa; Arthropoda; Insecta; Coleoptera; Curculionidae.